Molecule: messenger RNA, 1178 nt
Organism: Pyrgilauda ruficollis (rufous-necked snowfinch)
Lineage: Eukaryota; Metazoa; Chordata; Aves; Passeriformes; Passeridae
Product: Golgi apparatus membrane protein TVP23 homolog B-like
Exons: 7
Coding region: 439-1053 (204 amino acids)
Biological process (GO): protein secretion; vesicle-mediated transport
Cellular component (GO): Golgi membrane
Source: RefSeq, a predicted model, not a curated record
UGCUGCGGCCAAGGAACCGCGCCUCAGCCCGCGGGGAAACGCCUCCAUAAAGGCUGGAGGGAAAACAUCAGGGAAGGGCUGGUUCCUUUUCGGCCACGACGAAGUGAGGAGGAUCACAGGGCUGCGUUCAGCUUGGAGUCCGUAAAUCAGCCCCGCCCUGCAGCUGUGGGUGCUCCGGUGCUAGCAGCCCGGAUCCCCCGGGACCCUCAGGCGGUGCCGGUCCCUCGGGGUCCCUCCGGGUCCCCCGCUCCCCUCAGGGUCCCCCCGGGUCCCUCAGCGCCGUUGGCGGCAGCGCCACCCGCCCCAGCCACGUCUCGCGCCCGGCUCCCGCUAGCGCGCACGCGCAGGGGGCGGAGCGGCCGAGCGGGGUCACGGAACGCAACGCGAUUGGUCCGCGGCCGUGACGUAUGCGGCGAGGCGGAAGUGGCGGCUCCGACCAUGGACAGCAGUGAUGACAUUGAAGAUGUGUCUCUCUUUGAUGCAGAUGAUGAUGUAUCCAGGAGAUCCAAAAAGUCAAAAAUAAGGCACCCAGUGGCAUCAUUUUUCCACUUAUUCUUCCGAGUCAGUGCCAUUGUUGUUUACCUGCUCUGUGAGCUCUUAACCAGCAGCUUCAUUGCCUGCAUGGUGACCAUCAUCCUCCUCCUGUCCUGUGACUUCUGGGCUGUAAAGAACGUCACAGGGCGGCUCAUGGUUGGCCUUCGCUGGUGGAACCAGGUGGAUGAUGAUGGCAGGAGUCACUGGGUGUUUGAGGCCAGGAAGGUGUCAGCACAAGGGGGUAAAACCUCAUCUGAAGCAGAGUCCCGAAUUUUCUGGCUGGGCCUGAUCACCUGCCCUAUGAUCUGGGUGAUCUUUGCCUUCAGUGCUCUCUUCUCUUUCAAAGUGAAGUGGUUGGCCGUGGUGGUGAUGGGGGUGGUGCUGCAGGGAGCCAACCUCUAUGGCUACGUCAGGUGUAAAGUUGGCAGCAGGAAGAACCUGACCAGCAUGGCAACCAGCUACCUGGGGAAGCAGUUCCUGCGGCAGACCGUGGCUACAGAGGACCAAGCAGCAUCCUGAGUGUGGGGGGAGCCUCCAGCCAGGCUGCAUUCCCAGCAGUGACCACAGAGAAGUUGCUCUGAGCAAUUUGGGAGCUGCACACAAGGUGUGAAUCAAAAGAAGUAAAUAAAUUGUGCAAGACUUGA